Paramecium sonneborni is the source of this 2923-nucleotide messenger RNA. The record is from the annotation of a GenBank genome assembly. Lineage: Eukaryota; Ciliophora; Oligohymenophorea; Peniculida; Parameciidae.
AUGAAAUUAAGCACUGUGAGAAGUUUAUUUGAGUUUAGAGACACAUCAAUGGAAGGAAUUUUAGAAAAUUUGAUAGGUUCUGUAGGUAUAUUUUAAAAUAAAACAUUAAAAAAUAGGAUAACUUUAAGGUUUAGGAAUGCCUGAUAUUUGUAUAAUUUGUAAAAAGCAAACAUUAGGAAUGUUUAAAUCAGGAUUUGAUUAAUGGUCAAGUUUCCAUUGUGUAUUAGGGAUUUGUCCAACAUCUUAGGCAGAAAUUUCAGCUUAUAUUUCAUCUCUAAUUAUGAAUUAAGAAAAAGACACUUUUUCCAAAAUAUUUGGAAGUGAUGUCAUAAUUUAUAAAGUAAUUUUAGAUAUCCAUUAAUUAUUAGAUUACUUAUAUAACAUAUGACAUUUUUUCAAGAAUUCUUUUAGUUUGUUAAUUUGAAUAACCAAGUGAGGGUCUAUCUUAGUUUAAAAAUUAUGGUUUACAACAAAACAAAUAAUGUAUUCAAUUAACAAAAAGUCAUUGGGAAGGAGCGCAUAUAAGUGGAGUAUUAAGGGUAUUGGAUUCCAAUUUCAAAAUGCCUAAUAUUGGUAGAUUCUAUAAUUAGACUAGUAUUAAUAAUCCAAAAUUUUUAUAAAAUCUAAUUGCAAAACUACUUUAAAAAAUAUAAGGUUUAGAUAAUUAAUUUCAGGACCUUAAUAAAAUAAAGUCUAAAUCUGAUUUCCCUCCUUUAAAUGAAAUUAUAUUCUAUUUAAAUUGGCCUUUGAGUCUCAUUUUUAAUUAUUUACAAAAUACAAGUUAGUUAGAUAUAUUACUUGAUCAAUUCAAUAAUUUAGAUGAUAACAUUGUAUUUAAAUUAAUAAAAUCUUUAAUACAUUAUAAAAUGAAGUAAAAAAUGAAUUGAUUUAGGAAUUACAAUAAAAGUCUGUAGGAAUUAAUAAAAUUACAAGAUUCAAAUAAUUUGUUUAAUCUACCUAAAUUCAUUAUGGCUAAUAUCUUUAUUAAAUAAGUCAAUUAUGAGAAGGCUUUUAUUUUAUUAAAAGAUCUUAUUGUUGAAUGUUAUGAAAAUUAAAUAAUUUGGAUAACUUUGGUAUGAUAUGAAUUAAAAUUAGUCUAAAAUAUUUCGUAAAUAAAAGUAAUUUCAAAUUAGUUUGUUAUUUAUAAAUAGAGCAUCUGCAUUACCAUUAAAGUAGACAGUAAAAUAAUUAUGGAAUGAAAUGAAUAUAAUCAAUUAUAGACUGUUGACUCAAAAUAAAAAUUUAUAAUAACCUUCUCAACUAGAUUAGAUAUAUAAGAUUUUACAUCCUUUGGCAGCUGAUAAAAUUGAAAGUUAUGUAUAACUUUGUGGUUAUCCAAGCAUAGAAAAUUUACUUGUUCGUCCUAGAUUGAAUAACAAAAAAGAUCAGAAAGUAUUUUAUUUUGAUUUUAUAUUUCUUAGCAUAUUAUAGAAAUGAUGGUAAAGCAUUAUUCAAGGCCAGAUUGUAAAGUCAAUCAAUAAACAUAUGAUAAUCUUAUGCAUAAUGAUCUUUUAGAAAUUGACAAUGAAUUAUCCUAUAUUCUUAAAGAAGUUAUUAAAAUAUAACAUGUAGUAGGAUAUCAAAAAUUAAAAUCUUAUAUCAAUUAGUAUUUUUAUACAACUGCAAAAGUAAUCUAAAAAUAAAUUGAUUAAAUAUAUGAUCCAAGUGAAUUCUAAAUUGUAGUCAAAAAUCAAAAAAACUUAAAUAUUAAUAUUAGUUAAAUAAGCAAUACUAAUGUAAAUAUAUUAUAUUUAUUCUCUAAGAAAAGCAUGUGUAAUCCAAGACUAUAAGAAGAUAUAGAUGAUUGUGAUUCUGAUGAGGAAUAACCAGAAUUUCUAAAAAAGUAAAAGAUGAAUAAAUCAUUUGAUUUUACUAAUAUUGGUCCUAGAAUGUAUUAGACACCUUAGCAUAAUAAAGUAACAAGAUCUCCGUUAAAAUUCACAAGCAUUAAAAAAAAAUAAUAACAAAUUAAAAAAGCAAAUACAAUAAUUAUAGAAAAUGCAUUUGAAAGCGUUGAAUCAGAAAGGUAAAACAAACAAUUUAUAACGAUUGUUAACAGAGUUAAUAUCUAGUAAAAUGAAAUGAUUUCAUAAGCUCCUAAAUCAGGUUAAGAUGUCUAACUAUAGAAAUCUUUUUUAUAUGGUUUGAUCUCUUAUCUAAGUUAAAAUUUAAGUUAAUAAGAAGAAGUGUAAAUGAAUGAAUAAUUAAAAAGAAGUAAAGAACAAUUAAACAAUCUUCUACACGGAAUUGUAGAAACCAUUAACAAAAUAUAAACUGAACUUGAUCAAUUAUUUUAUCCAUCUUAAGAAUCAAAUAAAUAAUAGUCUAAUUAACAAAAUUAAUAAUAAAAUUAAACAAUCAAUUAACAAACAGCAAAUACAUCCUCUCCUUUGUUUAAAUCAAAUUUAAAGAAAGCAUUACAGACUAAGCAACAUUUAGGUGGAUAAAUAGAACUAAAAGAGUUUUAUAUUGUACAACCAUUAAAUGAAGAUGAACCAGAUAAAGAGAAAACUUAUAUUGCAUUUAUAAAAGCUGAAUCAAUGUUUUUAUAUAAAUGUGCACGAUUAGCAUAAAAAUUAAAGAGAAAUGAUUUAUGUUUUUCUAUUUUAUAACGACUUAAUAGCAGAAUUAUAUCUGUGUAAAUUACAGCUCUGUUAUUUAAUGUGAUAAAAGAUAGCAACAAAUAAUUAAUUAAACAGUAUUAAUUAUAAAAAUAUGUAGAAUUUAAAAAAUGUUAGCAGACUUUUAGGAAUGUGGAAUUAGUUAGGUUGGAUUUGUACCAUUAUGGAUAGAAAUGAGGAUUGUUAAAAUGACAAAAUAAUAUGGGGCAAAUUUAAUUCUUGCUUUACUAUCUUAAUCAGAGACUGACUUCUCAUUUUAUUUAAUAAAAAAGAUCAUUCUAUUAACUGAUAAUUUAAUUUGA